Messenger RNA from Vairimorpha ceranae, 3309 nucleotides. Its product is annotated as phospholipid-transporting atpase. The coding region runs from base 1 to 3309 and encodes 1102 amino acids. Gene Ontology annotation, cellular component: trans-Golgi network; plasma membrane; endosome. The record is from RefSeq and is a predicted model, not a curated record. Gene Ontology annotation, biological process: retrograde vesicle-mediated transport, Golgi to endoplasmic reticulum; phospholipid translocation; endocytosis. Lineage: Eukaryota; Fungi; Microsporidia; Nosematidae. Gene Ontology annotation, molecular function: magnesium ion binding; ATP binding; ATP hydrolysis activity. The transcript has a single exon.
AUGAAGAAAUUUAGAUUAAUUAAUAACAGAGAGAAUAAAUUUCCAUCUAAUGUUAUUUGUAAUAUGAAAUACAGAUGGUAUUCAAUUAUUUUCUGGGUUUUAUACAACCAGUUCGAAUUUUUCUUUAACACGUAUUUUUUUAUGAUUUCGAUUACACAGUGCAUAGAAAAGUUUGCUAUUAGUUCUCCUCUAACAUCUUUAGGACCUUGGCUUUUAGUAUAUUUUAUUUCCUUAUUUAAGGAAUCAUAUGAUGAUUAUAAAAGAAAUGAAAGGGAUUAUAAUAUUAAUAACCAGCUAUACACAGUGUACAGGAAUAAAACUUUUAAAAGAAUAAAAAGUAAAAAUAUAAAAGUAGGAGAUUUUAUAAUUUUAGAAAAAGAUCAGAGAGUUCCUGCUGAUGUUGUACUUUUAAAGGCAUCUGAUACAACAGGACAGCUUUUUAUACGUACAGACCAAUUAGAUGGUGAAACAGACUGGAAAUUACGAUCUGCAGUUCCACUCACACAAAAUACAUCUUUUAAUGUUAUUAAAGAUAUUUUUAUACUGGCAGAAGAACCUAAUAAAGAAAUUUAUAACUUUAAUGGGAUAAUAAGUUUAGAUGAAAUAGAUACACAGGAUGUUACAUUAGAACAACCAACAAAUAGUAAAUAUUUUGAUUUUUAUAAAUAUUUUCCGCAUAAAAAAGAAGAAGAAGAAUUAGCAGAUAGUGAAAUUUAUGAUUUUUUAUUAAAAACUUCUGAAGUUAGUUUGAGUGUUGAUACAGAGAAUACAGUUGUACAUAGAGAUUUAGUAUUGCCAACUGAUCAAGAUGUUAAUGAUAAAUAUAAUGACAAAUUUAAUUACAAUGAUGAACAUUAUGACAAAUUAAAUGUAGAUUACAACAGAAAUUACAAUAACGAACAUUAUGACAAUGAUGAAUUUAAUUACAAAAAUUCGGAAAUUGAUCCUCUUUCUAAUAAAAAAUCAUUUAUAGAAAAUAAUAACAAAGAAGGACUCUCUCUAGAAAAUAUGUUAUGGAUGAAUACUGUAGUCGCUACAUGUUCAGCCUUGUGCUGUGUAGUUUAUACAGGAAAUGAUACACGUUCUAUGAUAAAUACUUCUAAACCAAGAAAUAAGAUAGGUACAUUUGAUUUAGAACUUAACACAUACAGUAAAUUUUUAGGAAUUUCUAGUGCAUUUUUUGCAGCUGUCUUUACUUACAUGCGAGGAUUUACAUCAAAUGGUCCAGUAGCUUUUAUUAGAUUUUUAGUAUUAUUCUCUUCAAUUAUACCUAUAUCACUAAAAGUUACUAUAGACAUGGCAAGAUAUGUAUAUUCUUAUUACAUAGUCAAUGAUAAUAAAAUUCCGAAUACUAUUGUACGUAAUUCUUCUAUUCCUGAAGAAUUAGGAAGAAUAUCUUAUUUUUUAACUGAUAAGACUGGAACUUUAACUAAAAAUGAAAUGGAAAUGAAAAAAGUGCAUUUAGGAACAUCUGCAUUUACACAAGAUUUAAAUGAAGAAAUUUUUAAAAGUCUAGCAAAAUAUUGCAGUAAAAAGGAUGAACAAAAUAGUAUUUUUAAUAGAAAUAAAAAAGAUAUAAAUAAUAAAUUAUUUGAAUUGGUAGAGGCAUUAUGUCUCUGUCAUAAUGUUACUCCUGUGAUAGAUAAUAAAAACGUGACAUAUCAGGCAUCAAGUCCUGAUGAAGUUGCUAUAGUAAAAUGGACUGAAUUAGUAGGAAUGAAAUUAUAUAAAAGAGAUAAAAAUACAAUAACAAUACUAGAUUCUCUAAAUGAUGAACAAGUGUAUGAAAUAUUAGAAAUAUUUCCAUUUACUAGUGAAACAAAAAGAAUGGGAAUUUUAGUUAAGAAAAGAGCUCCUUCAUCAGAAAUAUUAUUUUUUAUGAAAGGAGCAGAUAUUGUUAUGACUAAAAUUAUACAACCUACUGAUUGGGUAGAAGAAGAAACAGAAAAUAUGGCUAGAGAUGGAUUAAGAACACUUGUCAUUGCAAAGAAGAUUAUAAGUGAAGAACAAUAUAUACAUUUUCAAAAUGAAUAUAAUAAAGCAAAGAGUAGUAUUUAUAAUAAAAAUGAUAAUUUAAUAAAUGUUAUGAGGAUUUUAGAAUCAGAUAUGACUAUGUUAGGUUUAACUGGUGUAGAAGAUAAAUUACAAGAUCGUGUUAAAAUUUCACUAGAAAAUCUUAGAAAUGCGGGAAUAAAAGUGUGGAUGCUUACGGGAGAUAAAAUUGAAACAGCAAUUUCUAUCGCCGCAUCAUCUAAAAUUUUUGAUAAAACGACAGAAUACAAAAUUUUAAAAGAGUCAGAUCUUGAUUUACUUUCUAGAGAUGCAUUUAAAAGAUUAGAUGCAAUAGUAAUAGAUGGAAAUAUGCUGUCUUUAAUAAUGGGAAGAUGUUUUAGUGAAUUUAUAGAAGCGUGUAUGGAUCUAAAAUCCCUCGUUGGAUGCCGAUUUAGUCCCACACAAAAGGCUCUUGUUGCGAGAGCAUUAAGAAGUCAAUCUAAUAAAAUAGUCUGUUGUAUUGGAGAUGGUGGUAAUGAUGUUUCUAUGAUUACUGAAGCGAAUAUUGGUGUUGGGAUUGUAGGAAAAGAGGGAAAUCAAGCAUCUCUUGCUGCUGAUUUUUCUAUUGAAAAAUUUUGUUAUGUUAUGGAUUUAUUUUUCUGGCAUGGACGUAAUUCUUACAGAAAUAGUGCAUCACUAGCAUAUCUUGUAAUCCAUCGUGGUACAAUAUUAUCAGUUUUACAAGGUUUAUUCUGUGCUCUUAUAAAUUUUAUACCUAUAAAUAUAUAUCAUGGUGUUGUACUUGUAGCUUUUAUAUCCUGUUAUACCUUCCUUCCCAUUUUUAGUACAGUGUUUUCUUUAGAUGUGUCAAGAGAAGUGGCAGACAUGUUUCCUGAACUUUAUAAAGAGUUAGUAGAUAGACCUCUUCUUUCUAUAGGAGAUUUUACUGUAUGGAAUUUUAUGUCUUUUUACCAAGGUGCUAUUAUUAUGUUAUUUAUGAUUUAUAGUUUUAAAAGAGAGUUAUUUUCUAUUAGUACACUUACUUUUACUAGUCUUAUUAUUAAUGAAAUAUUAAUGGUAUAUUUUACUACACCAAGGAUUAGUAAACAUACAGUGAUGGCAUGUAUAUUAUCUCUUUUCUUAUAUUUUAUGUCAUUUGUACUCUUUAGAAAUUUAUUUUACAUAAACAUAGACUUCUCUACUUUUUUUGUAAAAGUAGUGAUUUCUAAUGUGGCUGCAAUAAUUCCGAAGAUAUUAACUAAAUUACUAAAAUAUUGGAAACCGAGUACAACAAGUAAAUUAGAAAGUAAAGUAUAA